AUGAAGCUCCUAUACAAAGCAAACCCGAGAACUUUGGUGUUGUAUUCCGACACAUACAGUCUAACAUUUAGAACCUCAGCCAAGCAAACAAAUGCUCCAAAGCCAACAGUCAACUUGGAGCUAGUACCAAACAGCAACAUUUCACCGGAAUCCGGGUUUCGCACUUUACUCAGAAGAGAGGUGUAUGGGUGUUUAGGUUUGAUUUAUGUCGACAAUCAAAUUUUCCUUUCGGUGAUCACGGGAGCCUUAACCAACGUUGCCAACCCAAUCAAGAAUGAGACAGUGGAUAAGAUCUACUCAGUUGAUUUUGUAUCGUUGAAUAACAGUGAGUGGGAUUUUGUGGAAUUGGAUUCACAAGGGUAUCCCGUAGUGACCAAUGACGAUGACGACGAUGCGAGGUAUAACCGUAUACAACAUCCAUGCUUUGAGUUUAGAAAAUUGUUAUCCAAUGGAUCCUUCUAUUACUCGAAUGAUUUUGAUUUAACUUCAACCAUACAAACCAGAGGCGUCAGUGAAAGUCUUGACGAAUUGAAUCAUUAUAGUCCACAGUACAUGUGGAAUUCAUUCUUGAUGGAUGAAAUGAUACAAUUUAGAUCCAACUUGGAUAGUAACAAUCGACAGGUGCUAGACGAUAAUCGAUUCUUAACCACCGUCAUUCGGGGGUUUGCCAAGACGGUUUCAAUGGGACGUCAAGAUUCAAUAACAAUCAUAUCGAAACAAUCGUGGCGAAGAGCAGGUACUCGAUACAACACUAGAGGUAUCGAUGAUGAUGGGAAUGUGGCAAAUUUCGUCGAAACUGAGUUUAUCUAUUACAACCCGUCGAGGAAAUCCAUUUUCACCUAUACCCAAAUCAGGGGGUCAGUACCGACAUUUUGGGAACAAGACUCAACUUUGAUCAACCCGAAAAUCACCCUCACUAGAUCCUCAGAGGCGACUCAGCCAAUGUUUAACAAACACUUUGCUGAAAUUGGAGAGAACUAUGGAGUAUGCCACAUUGUUGACUUGUUAUCAAAGACGAAAUCAUCAGAGGUGCAGUUGUCUAAUAGAUAUAAACAAUUGUACAAAAACUGCGAUCGUAAAGAGGAGAUUGAAUACACGGCAUUUGAUUUUCAUGCAGAGACAAAGAAUGCGGGUGGAUUUUCUGGGGCUACAAGAAUAUUACCCAAGUUGUACGAAUCUAUGCGUGAAUUUGGCUAUUUUUCUUACGACAUGGAGCAAGACCUGGUAAUAACUCGACAAGAUGGAGUAUUUAGAGUCAAUUGCUUGGACUGUCUUGACAGAACCAAUUUGAUAGAGCAAGUCAUUUCUCGAACCGUGUUUGAAAACAUCCUCAAGCAACAAAGUGCAUCACAUGGGAAUCACGCCAGGGACCAUGCAAUGAUUGAAAACUUUGUCAUUAGACAUAAUGAAUUAUGGGCUGACCAUGGUGAUGCGAUAUCGCAAAUCUACACGGGAACAAAUGCAUUGAAAUCUUCAUUCUCAAGAUCAGGAAAGAUGAAUCUUGCCGGUGCAUUAUCCGAUGUGACAAAGUCAGUUUCAAGAAUGUAUCAAAACACAUUUGUCGAUGGUAAGAAACAAUCCACGAUUGACUUGUUAUUGGGCGUUGGUGGUCCUCAAUCGAAAAAGGUUAAAAUCUUUGAUCCAGCUAGCGAUUAUGUCGCAGCCCAGUUGGAUCAACAAUCACAUGUGUUUACCACUGAUGCUAAUAUUAGAGUAUUUGCCGGGACCUACAACGUUAAUGCUUUGGAGCCGCUGGCCAAUAUUGAUCUUACAAGUUGGCUAUUCCCACCAGAAAACGAGGUCGUGCCUGACAUUUAUGCUGUUGGGUUCCAAGAAUUGAUUGAAUUGAAUGCGGGUGCAUUCCUUGCUGGUGAUGUUACGAAACCGCAAAAAUGGGCGGCAAUUUUAAAUCAGCAACUAAAUUCUCAGCGAGAACAGUAUGUCCUUUUGCGAACUGAAUCAAUUGCAUCAAUGUCAUUGUUUUUAUUCGUGAGAAAGGCAUCCAUUCAGCAUGUAACGCGUGUAUCUGGAUCCUCGAAAAAGACCGGGUUGGGAGGUAUCGCAGCAAACAAAGGGGCUUGUGCUGUUCGAUUCGAAUAUGGAGCUACGUCGUUUGCAUUAGUCACAUCGCAUUUAGCAGCGGGGACCACGGCCAUUGCCGAACGGUUCAAUGACUAUACCACCAUCAUGCAAGGAAUGGUGUUUACAAGAAACUACUCGAUCCAUGAUCAUGAUCAUGUCAUUUGGUUUGGUGAUUUAAACUACCGUAUUGAUUUGCCUAACGGACAAUGUCGUAAUUUAAUUGAAAAUGGAGCAUUUGAUGAAUUGGUGAAACAAGAUCAAUUGAAAUUGGAAAUGAGAGGUAAAGGUGCAUUUCUGGAGUUUAACGAAGGGGCAGUUAAGUUUUAUCCCACUUAUAAGUUUGAUAAAGGAACUUCCAACUACGACCUGUCAGAAAAGCAAAGAGUACCAUCAUGGACUGAUCGGGUAUUAUAUCUCAGUUUGAAAAAGAAACGGAAUGACUUGAAACAGUUGAAUUAUAAUUCAGUCAUGGAUGUCUAUUUGAGUGAUCAUAAGCCGGUGUAUUCUACAUUUCAAGUAAAGGUUGAAUUUGUCGAUAAAGCCAAAAAAUCAGCCAUGGCAAAGGAUUUAUACGAUAGAUAUAGGAAAGAGCAUGGUAACUCAUACGAUUUGGUUUCGUUGAAUACAUUAUCGCCAACACCAUCCACAAAGUCAGUUUCAUCAUCGAACAAGAAUGAGAGUUUUGUUACUGAUGCAUUAACCGAUUUGAAUUUAUUGGAUGAUUUCGACCCUCACGCGCCCAACUUACCUGCUCGACCCCAUCCAAAUUCAACAGCGCCUAGACGUGUGCCUCCCCCACCAGCAAGUAGAAAGACAACAUCAACAUCAUUAGCAUCAUCACUUCCAACAAAUGAGACAAAUCCUUCUUCACCGCCUGUGCGGUCUAAUUCCAGCUUUCACCAACCACAUGUACCUCGUAAAUUACCACCAUUACAAACACCUAUACCGGCAUCAAAUGGAGGAACGAAACCUGCAACUGAUGUGGAAGGUUCUCCAAAACCAAUGAAGGUACCAUUUGGAUUCUCAUCAUCACCAUUAAUCCCCAGUCGCUCCAAUCUGAAUUCGCCAGUCGCUACACCCACACAAAUUUCCAAUACUAACAAACCUGUCACACAUCAUCAUCAUAACAACACUGAGUUGAAGCCAAUGGUGCCCAAUAAACCAUCAUCGUUGGCAUCGUCAAAAUUGAAAACGGCGGAAAACAACGACAGCGAUGAGGAUUCUGCUAAUGGCGUCAAUAAUAGAGGAGAAACAAAGGAAAAAACAAAUGGAGCAGCUGCUGCAUCUUCCAAAUCAGUAUCGCAGUCACCACUGCCACCACCACCUCCUCCAGUGAGUCGUAACAUGAGGACAAUGUCUGAUUGGCAACCUCUAGUGCCGAAGUAA
This is a messenger RNA of Lodderomyces margitis, 3468 nucleotides long. RefSeq names its product phosphatidylinositol-3-/phosphoinositide 5-phosphatase. Gene Ontology annotation, molecular function: phosphatidylinositol-3,5-bisphosphate 5-phosphatase activity; phosphatidylinositol-4,5-bisphosphate 5-phosphatase activity. NCBI's taxonomy places the organism in Eukaryota, Fungi, Ascomycota, Pichiomycetes, Serinales, Debaryomycetaceae. The transcript has a single exon. The record is from RefSeq and is a predicted model, not a curated record. Gene Ontology annotation, cellular component: membrane; cytoplasm. Gene Ontology annotation, biological process: phosphatidylinositol dephosphorylation. Bases 1 to 3468 code for a protein of 1155 amino acids.